AUGCGUCGACGCGUCGACAUCAUUUCCCCCGCGCGUCGCCACGCGCAGAUGUCAAGCGCCCGAGUGCGAAUCGCCGUCGUCGGCGGCGGUGUCUCCGGACUCGCGCUCGCGUCCUUCGUCCGCGAACGCGACCGGGAGAGAGAAAGAUUUCACGUCACCGUGUUCGACACCGGCGCGCGCGCGUGCGGUGGUCGAUUGUCGAGUAAAUCGAUCGAUGGCGUCGACGUCGAUCACGGGGCGCAGUACUUUACGCUCGCGUCGGAGACGGCGCGCGCGUCGUUCGCGGCGCCGCUCGCCUCGAUCGGGGCGCUGAAGACGUGGUCGAGCGACGCGGUGGGGAUCGUUCGCGCGGACGGGACGCGGGAGGCGUUCGGGGACGAGACGACGCGAUACGUCGGGUGCGAUGGGUUCAGAGGUGUCGCGGCAGCGCUGGAGGUGCACGCGGACGAGGUGCGACGACCGCAGUGGGUGGGCGCGAUGACGGCGUCGAAGCGAGACGCGCGGGGGGACGUGGUCGCGUGGUCGCUCGCGACGAGCGACGGCGCGCGGGCGAAACGACUCGGCGAGUUUGAUUUCGUCGUCAUCGCGCACAACGGCAAGUGCGCGCACAGAUUGGCGUCGACGGCGAAGGAAGCGGAUGGGCGAAGUUCUUGUGAAAAGCUCAAGAACGCGCUGCGAUGCGGUUUCGGCGUUCGCCCGAAUGAGGCGCUCGCGCGCGAGAACAAGUUGAUUUUAUCCAGCGUGUGGUCGGCGAUGAUCGUCUUCGAGGGAAACAUCGAGCUCGCGGACGGUCUUCAGGGCGCGCACGUCGUCGAUGGUGAGCCCCUAUCGUGGGUGUCUAAUAUUUCAGCCAAGCGCGGUGAGACGUCGAGAGAGACGACGCGCGUCGUGUUGCAGUCGACCGCCGAGUACGGGCGCGAUAACAAGGUGCCGCAAGAGGCGGUGCCGGAAGAAAAGUCGCUCGAAGUCAUGGAAACCCUCGUCGCGGCGCUCGAAAAGACGUUGGGUCACGCGCCGGGGACGUUACGUUCGAAAGUGAAGACGUUCAAGACGCAGUUAUGGGGCGCCGCGAACCCGCUCACGGUGUGCAACGUCCCGUGCGUGCUCGAUUUGAAGUCGUCCACCGCCGCCAUAGGUGAUUGGUGCACGAGCGGCGCGCCGUGCGUGGAGUCCGCGGUGUUGAGCGCGCACGCGCUCGCUCGCGUUCUCGACGAGCGGUUCAGCGAGGCGGGUCCGAGCGAGGCGACGAAACGUCUCGACGCGGCGAGACCGCGUUGGAGCGUUCCCGUCGGCGGCGCGUCCGCGCAGGGUGGAUUUCCCGGAACGACCGUGCCCGCGAUGAAGCGACGCGUCGCCCGCUCCCGCUCGAUCAGGUGGGCGCGGGAGUGGGCGCGGAAGUGGGCGCGGAAGUGGGCGCGGAAGUGGGCGCGGGAAGCGCGACGACCGCGGUCGCGGGGGACGAGGCGAAAAGUCGCGCGUCGCGCGCGUCGCGGCGCGGCUCGCCGCGGCGUCGUGAACGCGCGUAGAUUUUCUAGUCACGAAUGCGUGGUCCCGACAGUCGUCCCGCACCGUUAG
This is a messenger RNA of Ostreococcus tauri, 1575 nucleotides long. Its product is annotated as unnamed product. The transcript has a single exon. The record is from RefSeq and is a predicted model, not a curated record. The coding region runs from base 1 to 1575 and encodes 524 amino acids. Lineage: Eukaryota; Viridiplantae; Chlorophyta; Mamiellophyceae; Mamiellales; Bathycoccaceae.